CAGCAGUUUUGGAGGCACGCGGAGCAGACACGAUACAAAAUUAGAAUUCAAAUAAAUUCUGUAUGUUCGAACUUUCACGAGUCGGGCAAAGUAUAAACCCUCUUGGCUCGUCCGUCUCUUUCCUUUCCCUUUUCUCCAUCGCCGCGUCAGGUUUGGGUCUUUCCCUUUUCUCCAUCGCCGCGUCUGGUUUGUCUUUCCCUUUUCUCCAUCGCCGUUGACAACAUUCCUUGUUGUUGUGUUGAUCUUUACUUUUCUUAAACCUAUUCAUGAUUUUUUAAAUGCGUAGUCUCUAUCAUUGGAGAAAUAGAGGUAUUUAUUUCCUCAAUUCUCUCCCAUAAUCAAAUUGUUACCUUCUGAGUGUGUUGCAGUUAUUAGUUGGUGAAAAAAGAUGAGCAGAAGAGAAGAGAUCCAAUUCACCAAACAGCCUUACAUCGAGGAUGUGGGUCCCCGCAAAAUAAAAAGUUUUAAGUUUUCAACUUUCUCCGGUUCUGAAAUCAUGAAUUCAGCAGUGGUUGAAGUCUAUCGCGGUGCUUACUAUGAUCAAUUCCAGAAACCUCUUCCCAAUGGCCUAUUGGAUCCACACAUGGGGCCUACAAACAAAGGAAAGGCUUGUGAGACAUGCAGCGGAAGUUUGAAAAACUGUCCUGGUCACUAUGGAUACUUGAAACUUGCGUUACCAGUUUACAAUGUUGGAUAUCUGCCAAACAUUUUGGUCAUUUUGAAGUGUAUUUGCAAGUUUUAUGACAUCCAUUUGAUCUGUGCAAGGUAGUCAAAAGCGCUCGCCCCAGUUCUUAAGCGCACCAGGCGCAGCUAGCAGGGCCUCCAGCGCUUGGGAGAAGGGGAGGUGCACGUUCCUGGGUCAGGCGCAGCAUAAGUGUAGGAUGCGCAUGAAGCACAGGGGGCGCACGCUUGGGUCGCCUGAUCCGGAAAAGGCUGACCAGCCUUUUUUUUUUAGUUUAAAACUUUCAAAUAUAAUUAGCCUAUAUCUUUAAUAACACUUAGCCCAUCUAAUAGUCGGGUAAAACAAUUGAAACCUACGUAAAACCUCAAGUUAAAAACGUAAACCUUGCGUAAAAGUGUAAAACACUAAGCUAUCAUCGUGCUUCAAU
Messenger RNA from Cuscuta epithymum, 1109 nucleotides. NCBI's taxonomy places the organism in Eukaryota, Viridiplantae, Streptophyta, Magnoliopsida, Solanales, Convolvulaceae. The record is from the annotation of a GenBank genome assembly.